Poecile atricapillus (Black-capped chickadee) is the source of this 3875-nucleotide messenger RNA. RefSeq lists its product as uncharacterized. The transcript has 10 exons. The record is from RefSeq and is a predicted model, not a curated record. The coding region runs from base 2528 to 3454 and encodes 308 amino acids. Lineage: Eukaryota; Metazoa; Chordata; Aves; Passeriformes; Paridae.
UCUAUGGAGUUCUAGAUGUUUCUAUGGGGUUCUAGAAGCAUCUAUGAGAUUCCUAUGGGGUUUCUAUGAGGUUCUAGAAGCAUCUAUGAGGUUCCUAUGGGGUUUCUAUGGGGUUCUAGAAGCAUCUAUGGGGUUCCUAUGAGGUUUCUAUGGGGUUCUAGAGGUUUCUAUGGGGUUCUGGAGGUUUCCAUGGGAUUCUUCAAGCAUCUAUGGGUUUCUAGAGACAUCUAUGGGGUUCUAGAAGCAUCUAUGGAGUUCUAGAUGUUUCUAUGGGGUUCUAGAAGCAUCUAUGAGGUUCCUAUGGGGUUUCUAUGGGGUUCUAGAAGCAUCUAUGGGGUUCUGGAAGCAUUUAUGAGGUUCCUAUGAGGUUUCUAUGGGGUUCUAGAGGUUUCUGUGGGGUUCUGGAGGUUUCCAUGGGGUUCUAGAAGCAUCUAUGAGGUUCCUAUGGGGUUUCUGUGGGGUUCUAGAAGCAUCUCUGGGGUUCUAGAAGCAUCUAUGAGGUUUCUAUGGGGUUUCUAUGGGGUUCUAGAAGCAUCUAUGGGGCUCUAAAAGCAUUUAUGGGGUUCUGGAGGUUUCUGUGGGGUUCUGGAUGUUUCUAGGAGGGUUCCAAAAGUAUUUAUGGCGUUUCUGGAUGUUUCUAUGGGAUUCUAGAAGCAUCUAUGGGGUUCUGGAGGUUUCUAUGGAGUUCUAAAAGCAUUUAUGAGGUUGUAGAGAUUUUUAUUGAGUUCUAGAAGCAUCUUUGGGGUUCUAAAAUAAUUUGUGAGUUUCUAGAGGUUUCUUUGGGGUUCUAGAAGCAUCUAUGGGGUUCCUAUGGGGUUUCUAUGGGGUUCUAGAAGCAUCUACGAAGUUCCUAUGGGGUUUCAAUGGGGUUCUGGAGGUUUCCAUGGGGUUCUUCAGGCAUCUAUGGGUUUCUAGAGACAUCUAUGGGCUUCUAGAAGCAUCUCUGGGGUUCUAGAAGCAUUUAUGAUGUUCCUAUGGGGUUUCUAUGGGGUUCUAGAAGCAUCUAUGGGGGUUCUGUGGGGUUCUGGAGGUUUCUAUGGGGUUCCAGAAGCAUCUAUGGGGUUCUAGAAGCAUUUAUGAGGUUCCUAUGAGGUUUCCAUGGGGUUCUAGAGGUUUCUAUGGGGUUCUAUGGGGUUCUGGAGGUUUCUAUGGGGUUCUAGAAGCAUCUAUGAGGUUCCUAUGAGGUUUCUAUGGGGUUCUGGAGGUUUCCAUGGGGUUCUUCAGGCAUCUAUGAGGUUCUAGAAGCAUUUAUGGAGUUCUAGAUGUUUCUAUGGGGUUCUAGAAGCAUCUGUGGGGUUUCUAUGGGCUUCUAGAGACAUCCAUGGAAUUCUAGAAGCUUCUAUGGGGUUCUAGAAGCAUCUAUGGGGUUCUAAAAGCAUUUGUGGGGUUUCUGGAUGUUUCUAUGGGGUUCUAGAAGAUUCUAUGGGCUUCUAGAUAUUUCUAUGGGAUUCUAGAAGCAUCUAUGAGGUUCUAGAAGCAUUUAUGGAGUUCUAGAUGUUUCUGUGGGGUUCUAGAAGCAUCUGUGGGAUUCUAGAAGCAUCUGUGGGGUUUCUAUGGGGUUUCUAUGGGCUUCUAGAGACAUCUAUGGAAUUCUAGAAGCUUCUAUGGGGUUCUAGAAGCAUCUAUGGGGUUCUAAAAGCAUUUAUGGGGUUCUGGAGGUUUCUAUGGGGUUCUAGAAGAUUCUAUGGGGUUCCAGAUAUUUCUAUGGGAUUCUAGAAGCAUCUAUGAGGUUCUAGAAGCAUUUACGGAGUUCUAGAUGUUUCUGUGGGGUUCUAGAAGAAUCUAUGGGGUUCUAGAAGCAUCUAUGGGUUUCUAACAGCAUCUAUGGGGUUCUAGAAGCAUCUAUGGGUUUCUAACAGCAUCUGUGGGGUUCUAACAGCAUCUAUGGGGUUCUAGAAGCAUCUACGGGGUUCCAGAAGCAUCUAUGGGCUUCUCAAAGCAUUUAUGAGGUUCCUAUGGGGUUUUUAUGGGGUUCUAACAGCAUCUAUGGGGUUCUAGAAGCAUCUAUGGGGUUCUAGAGACAUCUAUGGGGUUCUAGAAGCAUCUAUGGGGUUCCAGAAGCACUCAUGGGGUUCCAGCUGCAUCCAGAAGCUUCUGGAGACACCUCCAGCUGCCCGAGGCCUCGGCUCCUCACUUCUCCUGGUAGUGCCUCCCCGAGCCCGACCUCUCCAGCCACCCGUCCUGUCCCUCCAGCACCACCCUGAGCACGGAGUCGGUGGCCCUGGACAUGGUGGCCGUCACCUUGACGGGCCCGGCGCUGACGCUGGCGCUGCCGUGGCCCUUGCCCACGGUGACGCGGUGGAACUGGAUCUCCACCUGGGAGCUGGAGUAGGACCCCCUGGUGUUCCUGGGCUUCUGGAUGUGUCUACGGGGUUCUGGAGGUUUCUGUGGGGUUCUGGAGGUUUCUAUGGAGUUCUAAAAGCAUUUAUGAGGUUGUAGAGAUUUUUAUUGAGUUCUAGAAGCAUCUUUGGGGUUCUAAAAUAAUUUGUGAGGUUCUAGAGGUUUCUUUGGGGUUCUAGAAGCAUCUAUGGGGUUUCUAUGGGCUUCUGGAGGUUUCUGUGGGGUUUCUGGAAGUUUCUAUGAGGUUUCUGGAGGAUUCUAUGGGGUUCUGGAAGUUUCUGUGGAGUUUCUGGAGGUUUCUGUGGGGUUCUGGAGGUUUCUGUUGGGUUCUGGAGGAUUCUAUGGGGUUCUGGAGGUUUCUGUGGGGUUCUGGAGGUUUCUGUGGGGUUUCUGGAGGUUUCUGUGGGGUUCUGGAGGUUUCUGUGGGGUUUCUGGAGGUUUCUGUGGGGUUCUGGAUGUUUCUGUGGGGUUCUGGAGGUUUCUGUGGGGUUUCUGGAGGUUUCUAUGGGGUUCUGGAGGUUUCUAUGGGGUUCUGGAGGUUUCUGUGGGGUUCUGGAGGUUUCUGUGGGGUUCUGGAGGUUUCUAUGGGGUUUCUGGAGGUUUCUGUGGGGUUCUGGAGGUUUCUAUGAGGUUUCUGGAGGUUUCUAUGGGGUUCUGGAGGUUUCUAUGGGGUUCUGGAGGUUUCUAUGGGGUUUCUGGAGGUUUCUAUGGGGUUCUGGAGGUUUCUAUGAGGUUUCUGGAGGAUUCUAUGGGGUUCUGGAGGUUUCUGUGGGGUUUCUGGAGGUUUCUGUGGGGUUCUGGAGGUUUCUGUGGGGUUCUGGAGGUUUCUUUGGGGUUUCUGGAGGUUUCUGUGGGGUUCUGGAGGUUUCUAUGGGGUUCUGGAGGUUUCUGUGGGGUUCUGGAGGUUUCUAUGGGGUUCUGGAGGUUUCUAUGGGGUUCUGGAGGAUUCUAUGGGGUUCUGGAGGUUUCUGUGGGGUUCUGGAGGUUUCUGUGGGGUUCUAAAACCAUUUAUGGGGUUUCUGGAGUUUUCUAUGGGGUUCUAGAAGAUUCUAUGGGGUUCUUGAUGUGUCUAUGGGGUUCUAGAAACACCUAUGAGGGUCCUAUGGGGUUCUAGAAGCAUCUGUGGGGUUCUAGAAGCAUCUAUGGGGUUCUGGAGGUUUCUAUGGAGUUCUAAAAGCAUUUAUGAGGUUGUAGAGAUUUUUAUUGAGUUCUAGAAGCAUCUUUGGGGUUCUAAAAUAAUUUGUGAGGUUCUAGAAGUUUCUUUGGGGUUCUAGAAGCAUCUAUGGGGUUCCUAUGGGGUUUCUAUGGGGUUCUAGAAGCAUCUAUGGGGUUCUAGAAGCAUCUAUGAGGUUUCUAUGGGGUUUCUAUGGGGUUCUGGAGGUUUCCAUGGGGUUCUUCAGGCAUCUAUGGGUUUCUAGAGACAUCUAUGGGGUUCUAGAAGCAUCUAUGGGGUUCUAGAAGCAUCUAUGAGGUUCCUAUGGGGUUUCUAUGGGGUUCUAGAAGCAUCUAUGGGGUUCCUAUGGGGUUUCUAUGGG